Messenger RNA from Marmota monax (woodchuck), 3706 nucleotides. RefSeq lists its product as uncharacterized. Lineage: Eukaryota; Metazoa; Chordata; Mammalia; Rodentia; Sciuridae. Gene Ontology annotation, biological process: proteolysis; virion assembly. Gene Ontology annotation, molecular function: zinc ion binding; aspartic-type endopeptidase activity; nucleic acid binding. The record is from RefSeq and is a predicted model, not a curated record.
UAGUCAUCCAGUAUUUUGAGGCAGCUUGAGAAGGAGUUGAUGAAUUCAGACUUCUCCCCUGCCACCCUGGGAGACGUCCCAGGGAUCAGAGGGGCCCGUUUCUUCGGGGCCCCCAGUGUUUCCGAGGGAUACACUGUCUUUGUAGGCAACGGAGAAACCCGUGCUUCUCCCAGGCCGUCUGAUACUUUCGGUUUCCACCGAAGUCGCGCAGCGCUCUUCCUGUUCGGUCUCGUCUUUGUGUCUGUGUGUUUGUCUCUUUACUUUCUCUCUACAACUAACAUGGGGCACUCACUGACCACUCCUUUGAGUCUCACUCUAGAUCAUUGGCAAGAUGUUCAAGAUCGGGCAAACAACCUGUCCGUGACAAUCAAGAAAAAGAAAUGGAAAACACUCUGCACCUCGGAAUGGCCAGCCUUCAACACUGGCUGGCCGGCAGAAGGGACUUUUAACAUUAAUCUUAUCUUACAGGUGAAAUCCCAAAUCUUUACCCAUGGUCCUCAUGGACACCCCGACCAGGUACCCUAUAUAGUUACCUGGGAAGAUCUGACCUCCAAUCCACCCCCUUGGGUGGUUCCUUUCUCUCCUCCCAAACCCCUUGAACCUUCUGCUCCCCUCAUCCCCGUUCCCCCUCCCUCUUCUCAAACCUCUCAACUUUACCCCGUUCUUAACAAAUCUGAGACCUUAAUUAAAGCAAGGGCAACGCCAAAGAAGGUUCUGCCGCCAGAAGACUCAACUCUGAUUGACCUGCUGACUGACGAGCCUCCUCCUUACCAGCCCCAACCCUUACAAGCCCCUGAGCCCGAUCAACAAUCCUCAGAGGAGGAAAACAACCAGGAGGGUCCAACCGCCAGUGCUCCCCUGGAUCCAUCUCCCAUGGUGGGACGACUCCAGGGACAUCGAGACCACACCGCCUUGGGGGACACCUCUAAAGUCCUCCCCCUACGACAAACAGGGGGCCCCAAUGGCCAAUAUCAGUACUGGCCUUUCUCUGCCUCUGACCUCUAUAACUGGAAAACCCAUAACCCUUCCUUUACUAAGGACCCUAUAGCUCUAACUUCUUUGAUUGAAUCUAUUCUAGUAACUCACCAGCCAACAUGGGAUGAUUGCCAGCAGCUCUUACAGAUACUCCUCACUUCAGAGGAAAAACAAAAUGUUCUCUUGGAAGCUCGCAAAAAUGUGCCAGGGGACGACGGGCGCCCCACCCAACUCCCAAAUUUGAUUAACGAAGCUUUUCCUUUAACCCGGCCAAACUGGGACUAUGCAACUGAAGCAGGUAGGAACCACCUACGUCUCUAUCGCCAGUUACUCAUAGCGGGUCUCCAUGGAGCAGGGCGACGGCCCACCAAUUUGGCUCAGGUAAGACAGACUAUCCAGGGGUCAGAGGAAACUCCAACAGCCUUCCUAGAGAGAUUAAAAGAGGCUUAUCGGAGGUUUACUCCCUUUGAUCCUGAUAGUGAGGACCAGAAAGGAAACAUUUCUAUGGCUUUUAUUUGGCAGUCCGCCCCAGACAUCAGGACUAAAUUGCAAAGAUUAGAUAAUCUACAGGAUUUUUCUCUAGCAGAUUUACUGAAGGAAGCUGAAAAGAUAUUUAACAAAAGAGAAACUCCAGAAGAACGAGAAGAUAGGAUUAGAAAGAUGCAAGAAGAACGAGACCUUAAGCUUAGGGAAGAAUCAGAUAAGAGAGAGAGGGAAAAAGACCGGAGGCGUAAUAGGGAACUGAGUAAGAUAUUGGCCACUGUAGUUCAGGCAGGACAGCAGGGAGACAAGAUAAACAGGGACAGGGAACGGAGCAAACCCCGUGUAGACCGAGACCAAUGUGCCUACUGCAAGGAAAAAGGACACUGGGUAAAAGACUGCCCAAAGAGACCCCAACCCCAGAAGAGGUACAAAUCGGACCCCCAACUGCUAGCCUUAGACGAAGACUAGGGGAGUCAGGGCCAGGAGCUCCCCCCUGAGCCCCGGGUAACUCUGCAAGUAGGGGGGCAACCUGUGACCUUCCUAGUGGAUACAGGAGCCCAACACUCGGUGCUGACGCAAGCACCAGGGCCCAUGAGCCACAAAACGACAUGGGUUCAAGGUGCCACCGGGAGCAAACCAUACCGAUGGACCACCAAAAGAGAAGUACACCUUGCCACAGGUAAGGUUUCCCAUUCGUUUCUACAUGUGCCUGAUUGUCCAUAUCCACUACUAGGAAGAGACUUAUUGACCAAGUUGAGAGCCCAAAUUUAUUUUAAGGAUGGGAGUGCCUCCAUCACAGGGCCAAACCAGACCCCCUUACAUAUAUUGACUUUCAAAUUGGAAGACGAAUAUAAACUGUUUGACAAACCUUCUGUACCUAUAAAAGAUAUGAACUAUUGGCUUAGUUCUUACCCAGAGGCCUGGGCUGAAACUGGAGGAAUGGGAAUGGCUAAACAACAAUCUCCAAUAGUCGUUCACCUAAAAGCCACUGCUACUCCCAUCAGUAUUAAACAAUAUCCUAUGUCAAGGGAGGCCUAUCAGGGCAUCAAACCACAUAUCAAACGCCUCCUAGACCAAGGCAUUCUAACACCUUGCCGGUCGCCCUGGAACACUCCAUUGCUGCCCAUCAAAAAGCCGGGAACUAAUGAUUACCGACCGGUCCAAGACUUAAGGGAAGUCAACAAGAGGGUAGAAGAUAUUCACCCCACUGUGCCAAAUCCUUACAAUCUCCUCAGCACCUUGCCUCCUACCCAUACUUGGUAUACUGUUCUGGAUCUGAAAGAUGCCUUUUUCUGCCUAAAACUGUCUCCCCAAAGUCAGGCUCUUUUUGCAUUCGAAUGGAAGGAUCCAGAGGAAGGAGUCUCUGGACAACUGACCUGGACGAGACUGCCACAAGGAUUUAAAAACAGCCCAACACUCUUCGAUGAGGCCUUGCAUCAGGAUUUAGCCGAUUUUCGUGUAAGACACCCUUCCUUAAUCCUGCUUCAAUAUGUAGAUGACAUCUUGCUGGCUGCAGCCUCCAAGGAAGAUUGCCUAACAGGUACGGAGGAAUUAUUGCAAACUCUGGGACUAUUGGGGUACCGGGCGUCAGCAAAAAAGGCCCAAAUCUGUCAGACAAAAGUUACCUAUCUUGGCUAUGAACUCCAUGACGGUCAACGCUGGUUAACAGCUGCCAGAAAAGAGACUAUCUCGAGUAUACCAGCCCCCCAGAGCCCCAAGCAGCUGCGGGAAUUUCUAGGGACCGCCGGUUUCUGUAGACUCUGGAUUCCUGAAAAGAAAUCAUCUUGUUUAAUACUGAAGGGUCUGUGAUAUCUACCUUAUUAGCAACCUGACAAGUUAGUGGCCAUUUUAGCUGCUCAAUUCUUAUUUUCUUCAGAAAAUUAUUUCACCUUUUGACUAAGGGGUUUCUCAUUUUUGGUGCUGUCUAAAGUCUCUCCCAACUCUGUGAUUUGAUAUCUUUUCUUCCUGUAUCCUACCUCACACAAACCCAACUCUAUUAACUUGACUUCUAAUAUUCCCUGUUGCUUUGCUUACAAAAUCAACACAGUUUCUAGGAAAUCUCAUUAUUUUUGAAUGAGCAUGAGUUAUGACUUUCUAAAAACAUCUAAAACCCAAUUGUCAUUGUGUGAAUUUCUUUAAUCAAAGACAUCUCAAGAAAUCAGGGUGGUUUGCCUCCCAGCAGGACCCUAUUUACAUCCCACUGGCUUUUCUUUCAAGGGAGUGUCAGAACUGUAGAACCCUUUCCAAA